Messenger RNA from Haliotis rufescens (red abalone), 5363 nucleotides. Its product is annotated as 6-phosphogluconolactonase-like. Gene Ontology annotation, molecular function: 6-phosphogluconolactonase activity. NCBI's taxonomy places the organism in Eukaryota, Metazoa, Mollusca, Gastropoda, Lepetellida, Haliotidae. The transcript has 5 exons. The record is from RefSeq and is a predicted model, not a curated record. Bases 26 to 757 code for a protein of 243 amino acids. Gene Ontology annotation, biological process: carbohydrate metabolic process; pentose-phosphate shunt.
UAGAAGUAUUUAGAGAGUACUAAAAAUGGCUGCACCCACGGUACUUGUGUUUGAGAAUGAAUCUUCCGUGUCUGAAAAUUUGGGCAAAUUUGUUGCAGAUAAAGCCAAUGACGCAAUCAAACGAAAGAAUAUUUUUACUGUUGGAGUUUCAGGUGGAAGCCUAGCCAAGUUUUUAUGCAACAAUUUACCAAACCACAAAACUGACUGGUCGAAAUGGCGGAUGUUCUUCUGUGAUGAGCGCUAUGUGCCCUAUGAUGAUGCUGAGUGUACAUACAAGUUUUACAAGGAGAAUCUGAUGUCUAAGGUUCCUCUCUCCGAGGAGAACAUCUUUCCGAUCAACCCUAAUGUUCCAGUGGAAGAGGCUGCGACAGACUACGUGAAAAAGAUACAGUCCGUGUUGCCAGGUGAUGGCUUCCCUCGCUUUGAUUUGCUGCUUCUUGGUAUGGGACCUGAUGGACACACAUGCUCCCUGUUCCCUGGUCACAAACUACUUGAUGAGACCAGCCUCAUUGUUGCCCCCAUCACAGACUCCCCAAAGCCUCCCCCUGGAAGAGUGACCAUGACGUAUCCUGUUCUCAACAACGCCGCAUGUGCAGUGUUUGUGUCCUGCGGUGCAGGCAAGGCUGAAAAAAUCCAGCAAGUCCUGGAGCCUGGUAGCGGUGUCCUGCUCCCCGCAGCUCGUGUCAAGCCCACCAGCGGCGAGGUUGUGUGGUUUCUGGACAAGGCCGCAGCCUCCCUGCUCAACAACAAGCAGUAGCCUCACACCAGGAUGGGGUGGCCUCGAGGUUAAUGUGCUGGCUUGUCGCGUCAAGGACCCGGUUUGAUUCCCCACAUGAGCAAAACAUCAACCCUUGUGGUGUAAUCCUACUGUGGUAUUGUUUUUAUAAUACUAAAAGCAGGUAUUUCCAGACGGGCAGUCCUGAGUCUCAUUGGCAUCAAAAUUGAAAUUGAGCAUGAAAAAAAUAUGUCCACUGGGAUGCAGAAAAAUAAUAUUGCAUGUUAGAAAUUUUACGUUAUUAGUAUAAAAGCAAUACGCAUUCAAAUGCUUCCUGAUUUGCUUGCACCAUCACUUGUAAUUCGUUUCAUUUGGGAUCUCAGAAUCCAUUUUUAACGGCCUCUGAGCAUGUGCAAUUACUUGGUGGAGUACUGUAUUCAGGUUUUUACGUUUUCUGGGACCCCACAUUUGGACCCCAAUUAGCCUCGGACCCUUCAAUUAUAGGCUCCCAAAAUAAAUAAGCCAGGUAAAUCCCUGGUAAAAGCGAUGUAAAGACAUACUCACAUAACUUGCACACUCAUUCACUGUCAUAAUAAGGAGGGGGCACGGGUGGCCCAGUCGUCUAAGGCGCCACGCCAGAAAACUAUGAUUGUGGGUUCGAAUCCCGGUUCGCCCCGAUUAUGUUUCUAGGUUUGUCAGCACCAUACCCGUGCUCAUGGGUUUCACCGAAGUGGUAAACGUCCGAGACCUGCAUCACUUCGGGCUUUCCUCCCACAUUUAGCUGACACGCUGUGAUAUAACUGGAAUACUGUUAAAAGCGGCGUUAACCCCACUCACUCACUCGUAAUAAAGAUGCACAUACUAACAGGGCAGGAACAGAACACCAACUGAUUCUGGGGAAUGACAAGAAUGUAGUAGGUGCAGGUAGUUACCGUAAUAUCAAAGUGUGACAACAUGCCGAUGGUGGAAAUCAGGAUAGGAUGUGAGAACCAAAUUAGCCUGAAAAGGAUUUUGUAGUGUUUUAUGUUUUGGGUAUUAUUUUUAUGUUGGAGUCAAGUCCCUCUGCUGUCCCUAGCAUGGAUGUUCCUCUAUGAUUGUGGCAUGACGCUAGGGGUGUACACUAUACACUGUAUAGAGAUAUCUGCUUGUGUGAUGCAUUGUGGUGACAAUGUGUAACACUGGAGGCAUUGGCGGCAAAGCUGGCAACGGUGACGCUAUUUGAAGUGCGCAUUUGCCCCGAUUAUGAUUUUUGGUUUGUGAAAGUCCCGGGCCACUUGGGGCAUUCCUCCCAUAUUAUACUGAUGUUUGACAUGAUUUCCAUACAUGUAUCAUUUUUAAAUGCCUUUCAAAGACUUUUAUUUCCAUACUAUUCAAAGCACAACUCCCUGACUAACAUUGUGUCAGUACAGCAUUGCUGUCCCUCAACCCUGUGUGGAUAUAGAUAUAUUACAUGUACCUCAAUGGGAUGGACCAUUCAAUAUUUAUUUGGGGAGGUGGGGGUGUAUUUUUUGUUGAGAGACAGAUUUAAUAGUAUAUUUUUUUCCAGUACAGUGAAGCAUACUAUAUCUUUCUUUGAAAAGAGUACUUGCAGGAAUAUGUUUAUAUUUCAUAUUUAUUACAUGUAAGUUUAACACACAGACACACACACACAAACACACACAAACACACAUAUGCACCUGAAUAUCAACUGGGUGGACCAAAUUGUUCCACUAUCCAAGAAUCUCGAUGUCCACUGAUACUGUAGCUUCUCUUCCUGUACACUGGAUAUACCAGCCUCUGUACCGACCAAGCAGCGAUGUGCUCCUGAUUAAUGGUGAAGCAGGUGUUGACUCGACAAACCCACAGCGUGAUAUAAAAUACAAUGUUAAGUUCAUUAGUCCCUUAGUGAGAGGCAUGGGUCGCGCAGGAUGCCACAAGUCGCUGUGCAGAGUUGUGUCCCUUAGGUGUGCCAUAAACCUAUGAUAGUUGGCUUGUAUCCAAGAUUCGCCCUGAUUAUGUUUCUAGGGUUCUCAGCUCUGUAACCAAGCUCAUCGGUUUCAGCAAAGCUGUAAACAUCUAAUAAGAGCUUCGGACUUGCCUCUCACAUUAAGCUGACACCAUGCUGACAUGCCGUGACCGUCUGCCUGGAGAGUGCCUUAGUGUUCUAGUUGAUAGAAAGUCAGGCUGGUGCAAGCCUCCGUGUUCUAGUGGAUAGAAAGUCAGGCUGGUGCGAGCCUCCGUGUUCUAGUGGAUAGAAAGUCAGGCUGGUGCGAGCCUCCGUGUUCUAGUGGAUAGAAAGUCAGGCUGGUGCGAGCCUCCGUGUUCUAGUGGAUAGAAAGUCAGGCUGGUGCGAGCCUCCGUGUUCUAGUGGAUAGAAAGUCAGGCUGGUGAGAGAUUUAGUGUUCUAGUGGAUAGAAAGUCAGGCUGGUGCGAGCCUCCGUGUUCUAGUGGAUAGAAAGUCAGGCUGGUGCGAGCCUCCGUGUUCUAGUGGAUAGAAAGUCAGGCUGGUGCGAGCCUCCGUGUUCUAGUGGAUAGAAAGUCAGGCUGGUGCGAGCCUCCGUGUUCUAGUGGAUAGAAAGUCAGGCUGGUGCGAGCCUCCGUGUUCUAGUGGAUAGAAAGUCAGGCUGGUGCGAGCCUCCGUGUUCUAGUGGAUAGAAAGUCAGGCUGGUGAGAGAUUUAGUGUUCUAGUGGAUAGAAAGUCAGGCUGGUGCGAGCCUCCGUGUUCUAGUGGAUAGAAAGUCAGGCUGGUGAGAGCUUUAGUGUUCUAGUGGAUAGAACAUCUGCCUGGAAGGUACAGAAGGUAUGUGGUUCGAUCUCCGGGCUCAUCAUACUUAAAGACACUAAAAAAAAUCAUACUUAUUGUUACCCUGCCUGGCGCUUAGUGUUAAGGGGCAAAACAAGGACUGGUCGACUCGUAGUCAGUAUGUUGUGUCGGAGUGGGGUGUUCAUGUUAAACUGUGGAAUAGUAUCAGUAGGAUAGCAUUAUAAAACAAGCUAGUACAAGCAGCCAUACACACAUGUACAUGCAUGUCUAUAUAAGUGCAAUGAUCUCUGAACACUGCAUUAAACCCCAUUCAUCUCACAUUAAGCUAAGCAUGGGUAGGAGAAAAACACCAAAUAAUGAUUUAUUUUUGCAUUUGUUAAUGAUUGCCAAAUAUGUUGAUGUGUUCUGUCUACUCAAGUUAACUUGAAAUUAUUAUUUACAGCUUUGUGAAAGCUAAAGUUAGUGUUUUAUUUUUAUAUUUUAGAUAUUGAUUUGUUAUGAAUUUUAUGGCAAAUGGUGUAUAUUCGUUGAAUUAUUUAUUCCUGUAACUGAUUAAUCUCUAGUUUUCUGCACACAUUAUAUUGUCAUGUAUUCGGAUAUUGUAAGCAGAUAUUAGUCCUGUAGUUUCAGUGGUAUUAUGCAGUGCUUGAUGAAGUCCAGGAUCAACAAGGAUGUGUCAGGGACACUGCAGGGGUGUGUAACUGGAUACCAAGAUAUAAACCAGCCAAAAUAAGUAGGAAAUGCAACAUUUGAGACAUGUUGGAUUGUGUACCAUAAGGGUAUUGGUGUCCCAGUCAUGCAGAGUUGCAUCCCUUAGCAGUCCCAGGAUCUGAUGAUUAUGAUCCUUUGGUUGUCAGCACCAUACCCUGCUCGUGGGUUUUGCCAAAGUGGUAAAUGUCAACGACCAACAUCAAUUCAGUCUUUCCUCCCUCAUCAUUUCCAACACACCAGAUAUGACUGUUCAAAGCGAUAUUAUACCCGUCUUCAUUUACCGAAACCUUGAAUUAAAUAUUUUAAGAUUUACAGUACCAGAGAUCCUAGGAUUUAUUUUCCUAUUGUCAAGAUGUUCUGCUUAAGGUUCCACAGCCUUGUGGACAUUAGUCGUGCCAGAAUCCAGAGAUCGUGGUUACAUCCCAGGUUAUGAUAAUGGUUUUGUGAGCUUCACAUCCUCUAAGGUUUCAUGGAAGUGGUAAACGUAAGCACUCUGCAUCACUUUGAUCGUAAAUAGUGUUCAGAAUUGUUACACUAAACUCACACUUGCUGUUUUGCUGACUAAAAAUAUUUUCUAACAAGAACACAUUGUGUAUUUCCGGCAUUUUCACUUCCUUUUUUAUCAAAGUCUUGUUUCCACCCUUGCCACAUCAAGCCCACUUUCCUGUGCUAAAUAUGAUUGGACUAUCGCACCUAUCGAUAGUCCAAUCAGAGAACGUUUCACAAAAUCAACAUCCACGACUGGUACACCUUCGUAUGAAAGUAAUUUACCUCUGCAUGUCUUGACACAAAUAUGUUUUUUCAUCCUUAAGCCCCCCAAUGAUUGCCUAUAUUUUUAUGUCAGUGAUGAAAUUGCGAUUUCUUUUUGUUCUCGGAUCUACUAGGUCACCGCCUUUUUGAGUGGCUAUACGAGAUAAGAGCAGAGAUUUGAUUGGAUAUCUCUUUUUUAUUCCAAGGGGCACAACUUGUGAUCUAAGCAGAUGGCGCUGAGGCUUGAGCCAAGAAAAGUGGGCUUGAUGUGGCAAGGGUAGAAACUAGGCUUUGAUGUAGGCUAGUGGACACGCUUGCCUCGGGAAGAUGUAUUUCCUGUUAUGGCCAUGUGCUUGUUGACAUACUUUAUUCUUGUUGGUUUGUUUUUGGAUUAUUUUCUAUCACUUUGUUCCUGAUUAUUUCAGAAUAAAUAUGAAGUAGUAA